This is a messenger RNA of Lachancea sp. 'fantastica', 1329 nucleotides long. The record is from the annotation of a GenBank genome assembly. NCBI's taxonomy places the organism in Eukaryota, Fungi, Ascomycota, Saccharomycetes, Saccharomycetales, Saccharomycetaceae.
AUGGGUGGCUGCAUAUCAAAAUCAGAGGAGGACCAGGAGCAGAGCACCAGGGGAAAUGGGUCAAGAAUGCGUUCAGCCAGGGAAAACAGGGGUUCCAAUGGUGUACCUGAAAAGGAUCCAAUAGAGUCUGGUGAUACCAAUAACGGGGUACCAGCUGCUGGUCAGAAAAAAGGUUCCAAUUCGGGCGCCUCGGGUAAGCAAAUUCCAAAUCACAACAAAAGCAUAGCGGCGCCCCCGGCCGCUGGCAAACGACAGCAGUCUGUGGUUUCGACCAAUAGUGCACAAUCCACUGGACCCUCGUUGGGAUCGCUUUCGAAAUCUGGUGGCGGAUCUACGGAUUCUAGCAAGGCUCUCAAAGUUCUUCUUUUGGGAUCCGGUGAGUCCGGUAAAUCCACCGUUCUCCAGCAACUAAAAAUCAUUCAUCAAAACGGGUUUUCCCCAGAGGAACUGGCGGAAUACCGCCCUUUUAUUUACGACAAUAUUGUGGAAACAGGCAAAGACCUGAUUAACGCCCGCGUUCGUUUCGAGGUGCCCCUGGAGGCUGACUCGGGACUCCAGGAAGAAGACCUACAAGAGGUGGUCAACUACAACACCCCGGGAUCCCAGCUGGCUGAGUUUCCAACCCGAUUGACCGACAUACUGGCCAAAGUAUGGUCUCUACCUUCCACUCAGGAUCUAAUCACCGGUGAACGAAGAUCGUCGUUCUACCUUAUGGAUUCAGCACGUUAUUUUAUGGAAGACUUGCAAAGGAUAUCUGAACCCACGUAUAGACCUACCGUUAGAGACGUACUACUGUCUCGAAAAAAGACGUCGGGGAUUUUCGACACAAUUGUUGAGAUGGACACAAAUCUUAAGCUGCACAUAUAUGACGUGGGCGGUCAAAGAAGCGAACGUAAAAAAUGGAUUCAUUGUUUUGACAAUGUCACUUUGAUUAUUUUUUGCGUAUCCCUAUCUGAAUACGAUCAAACUCUUUUGGAAGACAAGUCUCAAAACAGACUUGAAGAAUCGCUGAUCCUGUUCGAUUCCGUGGUCAACAGCAGAUGGUUUGCCAGAGCGUCCGUCGUUUUGUUCUUGAAUAAGAUUGAUGUUUUCGCCGAAAAAGUUCAGCAUGUGCCCUUAGAAAACUAUUUCUCAGAUUAUGCUGGUGGGAAGGAUAUAAAUAAGGCUGCCAAAUACAUCUUAUGGAGAUUCGUGCAACUUAACCGCGCCCACCUUAACAUCUAUCCACAUGUUACUCAGGCAACUGAUACGUCCAACAUCAAACUAGUCUUUGCUGCCAUCAAAGAAACUAUUUUGGAGAACAGCUUGAAAGACUCGGGUGUAUUGUAA